AGGAGAUCCAAAAGGGAGUAGGGCCGUGCCGAAAUUGAGCUAGCGCGACUAAUCGCGCGAAGAAGGCCUAGGGCGGGCCUGUCUUCCGCAUGCGUCUUCCGUGUCCGCCUAGCCCCACCUAUCUCGCGGGGGUCUGCUUGAUUCUGCGUCUGCGCCCGGCUCCCGGCGAGUUCAGGGGCUAAGCGAACCUGCCCGGCCUCGCCGGGCCGCGCAAAGAGGGAGGAGCGGGCAUGAUCAGGCGCGCUCGCGUCUGGAGGGACGCUAGGCGAGCAGCCGAGUCGGACGGAUCGGGAGCAGAUCCGGGGCAGAGGGAGGAGAGCACCGGGUUAGGGGCCGCCGCCGCCGGGAAGUCCGCCAGCCCGCCCUUCAGCCUGCCAGCCCGCGUUUUGCGGGCUCUGCUGGUCAGGAUCAGAUCAACCAUUGUCUGGCUUGCCUUCUGAAGUAGUCAGCUGAGGUGAUUUCUCAGGUUUCUUCAGGAUGCCUGCAGCGCUUGUGGAGAACAGCCAGGUUAUCUGUGAAGUCUGGGCCAGCAAUCUAGAAGAAGAGAUGAGGAAGAUCCGAGAAAUUGUGCUCAGUUAUAGUUAUAUUGCUAUGGACACAGAAUUUCCAGGUGUUGUGGUGCGACCCAUUGGUGAAUUUCGUAGUUCCAUAGAUUACCAGUAUCAGCUUCUGCGGUGCAAUGUUGAUCUUUUAAAAAUUAUCCAACUUGGCCUUACAUUCACGAAUGAGAAGGGAGAAUAUCCUUCUGGAAUCAACACUUGGCAGUUCAACUUCAAAUUCAAUCUCACAGAGGACAUGUACUCCCAGGAUUCCAUAGAUCUCCUUGCUAACUCAGGACUGCAGUUCCAGAAACAUGAAGAGGAAGGGAUUGACACACUGCACUUUGCAGAGCUACUUAUGACAUCAGGGGUGGUUCUCUGUGACAAUGUCAAAUGGCUUUCAUUUCACAGUGGCUAUGAUUUUGGCUACAUGGUAAAGUUACUUACGGAUUCUCGUUUGCCCGAAGAGGAACAUGAAUUCUUUCAUAUUCUGAACCUUUUCUUCCCAUCGAUUUAUGAUGUGAAAUACCUGAUGAAGAGCUGCAAAAAUCUUAAGGGAGGUCUUCAGGAAGUUGCCGAUCAGUUGGAUUUGCAGAGAAUUGGAAGGCAGCACCAGGCAGGCUCAGACUCACUGCUGACGGGAAUGGCAUUCUUUAGGAUGAAAGAGUUGUUUUUUGAGGACAGUAUUGAUGAUGCCAAAUACUGUGGGCGGCUCUAUGGGCUAGGCACGGGAGUGGCCCAGAAGCAGAAUGAGGAUGUGGACUCUGCCCAGGAGAAGAUGAGCAUCUUGGCGAUCAUCAACAACAUGCAGCAGUGAUGGCGGCGAAACCCUGCCGGGUGGGCCCUGACCCAGAGUGGUGCUUACUGUGCUGUCUGUGUGGACUUUUCUUCCCUGAGAGAAAAUGCUUUUUGGAGCAAACUGUACCUACCAUCUGCGUGGAGCGGAAAGACUUCUGUUUUACUGAAGACAAAGAUGUCUUUAUUUUAGAUCCAGAAGAGGGGAGUUUGCUCUGAAUUUGUAAACAAGUCUUCCCUGUACCUUAUCCCCAAGCCUCUCCUCUCCAGUUGUGUCCUGCCACCAGCAUCCAUGACUCAUUUGACACCUUUUUAAAUAUCCAGGACCAGUCAGAAACAAACUAGUAAAAUGUAUAUAACUCUUACCUGUUGUCAUUCUUUUUCUUUUAAAAUUGUUGCUAAUCUCUGAGAAUGAAGACUUGCUAUUAUUCUCAGCUGAGCUGAGGGCGUCCAGGGAAAAUGGAACAAAAUGGUGUUCUUUGAAGUGGGUUAUAGGUGUUGAGUCUUUUCCUUUCCUUCUUCCCCUCCCCUCUUUUUUUGACCUUUCUCAAGGACAUUUGCUUUCCUCACACUUUGGUAGUCUUUAUGUAUUAUUAUAUGGAAAUGAAUUACUCAGUGCUGAAAUUUGAAGACCAGAUAAUGAAAACUUUUCUUAAAAGCAAACACUUCUACUGAAUCCAUCUACCCCAUCAUGAGAAACUCCAGAAUGGGUAUUAAGUUGACCACUUAAAGUCUGUGUUCCAUUGUGCCCCUGAGAUCUGCUGUCACAUGUGCAUUAUCUGAAAUCAUUCUAAGUUUUCAUAUAAUAAAGUAUCCUGGAUUUGAGCCUGAAGGAAAUUAAUAAGAUCAGAUUUUUGUAUCAUAAAUUGGCUAUAUUUUCAGUAAUGUGAUUUGAGAUGGUCAUCUGUAUUCUCUCACCUCUGUUCGUUUUCCCUGAUUUUCUUCAGCAAACCUGAGGAGAAGUUGGGGAGAUGGUUUAAUGUGAGUACCAGAAAUGUGUGUCUUUAAAAAAUUGUAGUGAUUACAUGUAAACAGGGCAGUAAAGGAAUUUGAUUUUUGUCUAUAGAGUUCUCUUGGAGUAAUAUCCCACAUCUGGGGUAGGAUUCUCAGGACUUUUUUUUUUUUAAUUUAGUCAUUUAAAAAAUAUACACUGUAUAUUUUUUAAAUGACAGUAUGGACAGUUUCUAAAAACCAAAAACCCCUUUGGAAUGGUGGAAAUGAAAACUGGUAACUCAUUGAAGUGGGUGAAUAGCCUUGCAUUUUAAAAGUUUAUGGAAAAUUCAAUCUGAAAUGAUUCAAAAAUGUCAAGUAUUAUAAGCUGAUAUUUAAGAUGCUUGUAAAUAUUAUUUAUGUUUUUAAUUUUGUAAAAUAAAGAUUUUUUUUAACCACUGA
Messenger RNA from Choloepus didactylus (southern two-toed sloth), 2726 nucleotides. It is a transcript of the gene CNOT8, whose product is annotated as CCR4-NOT transcription complex subunit 8. Gene Ontology annotation, molecular function: nucleic acid binding; poly(A)-specific ribonuclease activity. Bases 478 to 1356 code for a protein of 292 amino acids. The record is from RefSeq and is a predicted model, not a curated record. The transcript has 8 exons. Gene Ontology annotation, cellular component: P-body; CCR4-NOT core complex; CCR4-NOT complex. NCBI's taxonomy places the organism in Eukaryota, Metazoa, Chordata, Mammalia, Pilosa, Megalonychidae.